AUGUCAGCCCGCUCUCCGGCUCCUCGAAAUGCCAUCGCCUGUGUUCCGUGCCGAACGGCCAAACUGAGAUGUUCCCAUCGCGAUCAAACUCCAUGUGAUCGCUGCCGCUCCGCUGGUCGGGCGGCUUCUUGCUAUUUCCCACAGAAAUGGACCUCCGCCUUGCAUCGGCAGCCGAAGAAGCCGCGCCGUGCCAUCCACGUUCGAACGGAGAGUGGGCUGGACGAGUCGGCAGGCUCCAUUUCCACAGAUGGGCAAUCGAUACGGAGGGAUCCAAUUGAAGAGUUAGACGCCCUCUCCGCGGAGAAACUCUCAUCAGAUGACCCUUUGAGGUGGUUCACAAACGACGUGCAACAAUGUUACCUGCGAUGCACUUACAAGUGGAGUUUUCACCACAAACCUAGCCUGUUGCAACAAAUCAGGGACGGAACAAUCGACUCGGCAUUAGCAUGGGCCAUCCUCACCCUUGCUUCCAGGUACUCGCCCACGCCCACGUGCUUUGGCUCUCCCCUCGAAGCCAGCAGUUUCUUUGCAGAACGGGCAUCGCGCGCCGUGCAGCUGCGUAUCACUUCUCCGAGUCUGCCCCAGGUGCAGGCGCUUUUGCUGCUGACGGGACACAAGUGGGGUGCCGGCGACGGCAAGAGCGCAUGGAUCUAUCUGGGGAUAGCAGUGCGAAUGGUGCAGAUGAUGGGGCUCUGUUCCGAAUCUUCGAUCGUCGCCGGCGACCAGUCGGCUUCAGAAGCAUUCAUCUUGGCCGAAGAACGUCGCCGCACUGCUUGGACGUGCUUCCUCAUGGAGAGCCUUCUUAGUGGCGGGGGCAGUCGCGCACGCAUCCUCACAUCCGAAGAUAUGGCGAUUCAGCUUCCGUGUGAAGACGACGCGUUCGUGUUUGGGACACCCGUGCGGUGCGAACUGUUGACCGACGCAUAUGCUUCAAAGCCGCGUCCAGGCACGACGAAUGUGUCAAACCCGUCGAUACUCGCAUAUACCGUCAGAGUUGCAGAUAUAUGGGGUCAUGUAGCCAAGUGGGCCUCAGGCGACGAGUCUAUGACUGAAAACCCUGAUCACCAGGACUCGAGGGUGCAUAGUCUUGUGUCGUCUCUUGAGCAUUGGAGGUCGACGUUACCAGACAGACUCCGAUACAGCCUGUUCUCGCUACAAGCCCACAGCGUGCUUGAACAGGGCCAAGGCUUCUGCUACAUGCACUGCGUCUAUUUCUUGGCCAUCAUCUUCCUCCACCGCCAUUACCUGCCGCACCUGGGUCUCUCCAAGAGCUACCAGCCGCCUCGGUGCGGCCCGGAAGACGAAGAUGACACACCCCUGGACUGGGUGGCGGCCCGGUCGUCGCAGACCCUCUACGACACCGCGGCCACGGUGUGCGACAUGUGUGAGGAGAUCAACCGCUUCGGCGCGGACUUUCGGAGAGGCCUGGUCCCCUGGAUCGGCUUCACCGUGUACACCACAAUUGGCGUCAUGCUCUACUUUCAAUCCUUCCCACUCGAGUCUGGUGUCGAGUAUCUUGCGAGGACCAGACAUAGGCUUCACAGUGCCUACUUGCUCCUCCAGGAGAUGAAGAACGAAUGGCCCAUGGCAAGUCGAUGGCUCGAAAACAUAUACUCGCUGCAGAAAUACCACUCUUCCAGGGCACACCAGCAGACCAAACCGUCAACGGAAGAGCUGCGCAGUUUCCGCAAUCUAAUGCUCGACUACGGCGCCCUGCACGACGCUCCAGCCUCCAACCCAACAACCUUACCUAUGCGUCACAUGGGGACCACGCCAGACAUGGCUCCAGAACUGUACAACACUCACUCGGGCACAGAGACCAGACCAAACCACUACGCACUCCGUCUGCAAGAUCCACCUCAAUCGGCGAGGACAACGUCCGCCAGCGACACGUCAUUCGUGGACGCCUGGGACGAGUCGGGCACGGAUCAUUUUGACAAUAAUGUCGACUACCUCGUCUCAGAGGAGGAGAUGGCGGGGAUUUUCCAGGAGUUCUGGACCAUGUUUCCCGGGGAGGUUGGCACUGAGAAUCCGGCUUUCUAG
Messenger RNA from Fonsecaea erecta, 2043 nucleotides. RefSeq lists its product as hypothetical. Gene Ontology annotation, biological process: DNA-templated transcription; regulation of DNA-templated transcription. The transcript has 3 exons. NCBI's taxonomy places the organism in Eukaryota, Fungi, Ascomycota, Eurotiomycetes, Chaetothyriales, Herpotrichiellaceae. The record is from RefSeq and is a predicted model, not a curated record. The coding region runs from base 1 to 2043 and encodes 680 amino acids. Gene Ontology annotation, cellular component: nucleus. Gene Ontology annotation, molecular function: DNA binding; zinc ion binding; DNA-binding transcription factor activity, RNA polymerase II-specific.